Molecule: messenger RNA, 1156 nt
Organism: Oppiella nova
Lineage: Eukaryota; Metazoa; Arthropoda; Arachnida; Sarcoptiformes; Oppiidae
Source: the annotation of a GenBank genome assembly
CAAACCGUCCGAGAGCUCAACCCUGACAUUAAGAUCGUGCCGCGAAUUAUAUUUGAGGGCUGGACUCACGCACAGUACAUGUAUUUGGGAACUCAUCCCAAUUUAGUGCCCGCCAUUGGCCGACAACUUUGCGAGUUUGCAACAAAGUGGGAAUUUGAUGGCUUUGUCAUUGAGUUAUGGCACGCAUUUGCAGGACAGCAUCGGCCAGAUUUGGCGACUAUUUUCACUAAAUUUAACGCACACUUCAAGAAGAAUAAGAUGGAGUUAAUAAUAGCGGUUCCGCCACCGGUUUACUACGGUGGACGAAAGGGCACUUUCCAGAAGGACGACGCCGAACGACUGGCCCCUUAUGUCAAGGGUUUCAGUGUUAUGACAUAUGAUUACUCCAGUACUCAGAGGCCGGGCCCUAACAGUCCCUUCAAAUGGGUUCGCGAUUGUAUCAAAACCCUGACCCCUAAGCAGACGUCUCCUAUUCGGCGAAAACUAUGGGUUGGAUUCAAUUUCUAUGGCAAUGACUACUCGCCCACCGGUGGCGGUCCUAUCGUCGGCUCUCAAGAUUUGGCGACUAUUUUCACUAAAUUUAACGCACACUUCAAGAAGAAUAAGAUGGAGUUAAUAAUAGCGGUUCCGCCACCGGUUUACUACGGUGGACGAAAGGGCACUUUCCAGAAGGACGACGCCGAACGACUGGCCCCUUAUGUCAAGGGUUUCAGUGUUAUGACAUAUGAUUACUCCAGUACUCAGAGGCCGGGCCCUAACAGUCCCUUCAAAUGGGUUCGCGAUUGUAUCAAAACCCUGACCCCUAAGCAGACGUCUCCUAUUCGGCGAAAACUAUGGGUUGGAUUCAAUUUCUAUGGCAAUGACUACUCGCCCACCGGUGGCGGUCCUAUCGUCGGCUCUCAAUAUAUAGAGAUUUUGAAUAAAUACAGACCGAAACUCAUUUGGGAUGAGAUCUCAGCCGAACAUUACUUUGAAUACAAAUCUGGUACGGGAAGGAAUCGUGUCUUUUAUCCGACUCUGUAUUCCAUUCAAAAGCGCAUUCAAUUGGCUCAAGAACUGGGCACUGGUAUUGCCAUUUGGGAGAUCGGACAGGGAUUGGACUACUUCUAUGAUCUCCUCUAACAUUCCUACCAUUUAUUAGUCAUUUUGCGAACCA